GCCCUGGCCCCGCCUCCUAGCGCUGGCGCUCGGCCCCGCGGCGCUGAGGAACCGCUUCGCGGCUUUGGCACAGUCCCGGCUUCUGCAGCGCCCAUGGCGGGAGCGGCGGUUCCGCUGCUGCGCGGAAACGCGCUGCUAAGAAGAUACCUCCCAACUUGCCUGACUUCUUGGACAACUCCUCCCCGUGUCCUGAAAUCUUCCCAGUCAGAAGCUCUGCUCGGUGUAACAGAUCAUGGGCCCCCCUGCGCCCCCCUGCAGAUGUUCACAGAGGAGGAGAUGAUGAUUAAGAACACCGUUAAAAAAUUUGCCCAGGAACAGAUUGCUCCUCUCGUUUCAACAAUGGAUGAAAAUUCAAAAAUGGAGAAAUCAGUAAUACAAGGAUUAUUUCAGCAAGGGUUGAUGGGUAUUGAAGUUGAAACAAAGUAUGGAGGAACAGGAGCAUCCUUUUUUUCCUCUAUCCUAGCCAUAGAGGAAUUAGCCAAAGUUGAUGCGUCUGUGGCUUUGGUAUGUGACCUCCAGAACACAGUAAUUAACAAUCUGAUUCGAAAACAUGGAACAGAAGAACAAAAGGCUACCUAUUUGACCAAGCUGGUGACAGAGAAGAUAGGAAGUUUCUGCCUUUCAGAGGCAGGAGCAGGUAGUGAUUCAUUUGCUUUGAAGACCAGGGCUGAUAAAAAGGGAAAUUAUUAUGUCAUCAAUGGGUCAAAGAUGUGGAUCACCGGUGCUGAGUAUGCGGAGCUCUUCCUGGUGAUGGCGAACGUAAAUCCUGACCUUGGGUAUAAAGGAAUUACCUGCUUCUUAGUAGACCGUGAUACUGAAGGCCUUCACAUAGGAAAAGCGGAGAAUAAAAUGGGGAUAAGAGCUUCUUCAACCUGCCCAUUAACGUUUGAAAACGUCAAGGUUCCAGAAGCCAAUAUCCUGGGACAAAUUGGACAGGGCUAUAAGUAUGCCAUCGGGAGUCUUAAUGAAGGCAGAAUAGGAAUUGCUGCACAGAUGCUGGGAUUGGCUCAAGGGUGCUUUGACUACACUAUCCCAUAUAUGAAGGAAAGGAUACAAUUUGGCAAAAGGAUAUUCGACUUUCAGGGGCUCCAGCACCAAGUGGCUCAGGUGGCCGUCCAGCUGGAGGCUGCAAGAUUGCUAAUAUACAACACUGCUAGGCUUUUGGAAGCUGGAAAGUCAUUCAUAAAAGAAGCAUCCAUGGCCAAAUACUAUGCAUCAGAGAUUGCAGGCCUCACAACCAGUAAGUGCAUCGAGUGGAUGGGAGGAGUCGGCUACACCAAAGAUUACCCCGUGGAGAAAUACUUCCGAGACGCAAAAAUUGGCACAAUAUACGAAGGAGCUUCAAAUAUCCAGCUGAACACCAUUGCAAAAUACAUUGACGCAGAAUACUGACAUCGCAGGGACGGGGCCUCCCCCCCUUGACGCUGGUAUAAAAGUCUAAACUAUUGUGCCUUGUUGGGGAAGUAAACCUCCACAGUAUUUUCUCUUCA
Hyaena hyaena (striped hyena) is the source of this 1490-nucleotide messenger RNA. RefSeq names its product acyl-CoA dehydrogenase short/branched chain (gene ACADSB). Gene Ontology annotation, cellular component: mitochondrion. Gene Ontology annotation, molecular function: acyl-CoA dehydrogenase activity; flavin adenine dinucleotide binding. Bases 94 to 1392 code for a protein of 432 amino acids. The transcript is spliced from 11 exons. The record is from RefSeq and is a predicted model, not a curated record. Lineage: Eukaryota; Metazoa; Chordata; Mammalia; Carnivora; Hyaenidae.